AUGGCCCUCAAUAUUCGAAAAAUCCAUCCCCUACUAAAAAUUAUAAACCAAACUCUAAUUGAUCUUCCAGCUCCAUCAAACAUCUCCAUCUGAUGAAACUUCGGCUCACUCUUAGGACUGUGUUUAGUAAUCCAAAUUGUCACAGGACUCUUCCUAGCAAUACAUUACACCGCAGAUAUUACUAUAGCCUUCUCCUCAGUAACCCACAUCUGCCGUGACGUCAAUUACGGCUGACUUAUUCGUAACAUCCAUGCCAACGGAGCCUCUUUAUUCUUUGUCUGCAUCUACUUCCACAUUGCCCGAGGACUUUAUUACGGCUCCUACCUCUACAAAGAGACUUGAAAUAUUGGAGUUAUCUUACUAUUUCUACUCAUAGCCACAGCCUUCGUAGGCUAUGUCCUACCCUGAGGCCAAAUAUCCUUCUGAGGCGCAACUGUCAUCACUAACCUCCUUUCUGCUUUCCCUUAUAUUGGUGACACAUUAGUCCAAUGAAUCUGAGGUGGCUUCUCAGUAGACAACGCCACCCUAACACGAUUCUUCGCAUUCCACUUUCUCCUUCCCUUCCUAAUCACCGCAUUAAUAAUUAUCCAUAUUCUCUUCUUACACGAAACAGGCUCAAACAACCCCAUGGGUCUCAACUCCGACAUAGACAAAAUCUCCUUCCACCCCUAUUUCAUCUACAAAGACGCACUAGGGUUUCUGAGUCUCCUUAUUCUCCUAGGAAUCCUAGCCCUAUUUCUCCCCAACCUCUUAGGAGAUGCCGAAAACUUCAUCCCCGCCAACCCUCUCGUCACCCCUCCACACAUUAAACCAGAAUGAUAUUUCCUAUUUGCCUACGCCAUCCUCCGAUCCAUUCCUAAUAAACUAGGAGGAGUCUUAGCCCUUCUAUUUUCCAUCCUCAUUCUUAUAUUAGUCCCCUUUCUUCACACCUCCAAACAACGUAGCAGCACAUUCCGCCCCCUUACACAAGUCUUUUUCUGAAUUCUUGUAGCCAACAUACUAGUUCUGACUUGAAUCGGAGGCCAACCAGUUGAACAACCAUUUAUUCUCAUCGGACAAAUUGCAUCUAUCUCCUACUUCUCUCUGUUUCUCAUUGCAAUUCCACUCGCAGGCUGAUGAGAAAACAAAAUCCUCGGCCUUAACUAA
Molecule: messenger RNA, 1146 nt
Organism: Carcharodon carcharias (great white shark)
Lineage: Eukaryota; Metazoa; Chordata; Chondrichthyes; Lamniformes; Lamnidae
Source: the annotation of a RefSeq genome assembly